Molecule: messenger RNA, 2189 nt
Organism: Priapulus caudatus
Lineage: Eukaryota; Metazoa; Priapulida; Priapulimorpha; Priapulimorphida; Priapulidae
Product: translation initiation factor eIF-2B subunit delta-like
Exons: 13
Coding region: 127-1938 (603 amino acids)
Source: RefSeq, a predicted model, not a curated record
ACCUAGUGGCAAACAAUGUAAAUAAAACGAACGUUUGGGUUGCAUGGACUCGAUAUAGUGAAGGCUUCAAUCAGUUAGCGAGAACUGAUUAUAGUAGGAGUUUGGUCAAAUUAAUUUACUGGCAAAAUGGACCACCAGCAUGUAACACCACAAACUCAGAAAACUACUAAGAAAAAGAACAAGAAGAAAAGCCCAAAAGGAGUGCAGCAGCAACAGCAGCAGUGUAGUGAUAGCCAGGUGGUACAUGACUCUGAAUGCAGUGAACCUCAGGCUACACAAGGUCAGUAUGUGACAUCAAAGGAGCAGCCAGACCAUGAUAUCAUCAGGCAAGUGCCUGAACAACAACAGCCAGCUGCUAAAGGCAACAAGGACCAAAGCCAGUCUGCUGAGAAUACUGGGCAAUCGAACAAAAAUCCGACAACACCACCCGCAGAUGAUCCAGCGAAUAAGGAGGCUCUACAGCAGAGCAGAGCACAGAAGAAGCUUAGGAAACAACAGAGAAAAGCAGGUGGAGGCCAGACGGAGGGAACACAGCAGCAGCAACUAGGUCAACAGCAACAGCACAACACUCAAUCACAUGGUCAUGGAAAAAGUGACCAUCAUGCUAAGUCUCAAGGAAAUCUGGUUGCAAACAUAGAUACACCAGUGGUGCAGAAGUCAAAGGUAGAACUAAAGGCUGAGAGGCGAGCGAAGCAGGAAGCUCAGAGAGCUGCCAAAUCAGCAGAACAAGGUAAAGGAGGAAAGAAGGGAGAUGUUGGAAUGUUGGCUGGAAGUGCUGCAGUACCUAAACGAGUGCCAGAUCAAGUGAGAGCAGAUGAGGAAAAGGUGCAGAAGAAGCUGGCAAGGAAGUUGGAAAAACAGCAGGUUCCCCAGAGAAUUUCUGCACAGAAGAAAGUCAAACUAUUUAUGCACCUUCACCAAUAUGAGAAAACCACCUCUCCCACUCAGGGCAUUCUGAUAAAUGGGUCUAUGCAUCCAGCUAUGCUGCGCUUAGGAUUACAGUAUGCAGAAGGCUUCAUUCAGGGAUCUAAUGCCAGAUGCAUUGCUUUGCUAUAUGCAUUAAAACAGGUGUUUUCUGACUAUAGUACCCCACCUCACAAGGAGCUGGCAAGAGAAUUAGAUGCAAAAAUUAAGCCAUAUAUCACCUUUUUGAAUCAAUGUCGCCCUCUAUCUGUGAGCAUGGGCAAUGCUAUCAAGUACUUGAAGAUGCUCAUCACAAAUAUGCCACCGGAAUUAAGUGAUGAUGAGGCAAAAAAGAAACUGAAUAAAGCGAUAGACACAUAUUACUUGGAAAAGAUCCAGCUAGCAGGAACGGCAAUAUCUAAUUUUGCCAUCCAGAAGAUAACUGACGGCGAUGUGAUACUAGUUUACGCCUGUUCGUCGUUGAUUCAGAAGGUUCUGUGUGCAGCAAAGGACAAGAACAAGAGGUUCCAAGUGAUCGUCGUAGACUCCCGCCCAAAACUGGAGGGGAAAGAGAUGCUGCGUAGGCUGGUGAAGCAUGGCAUUACCUGCAGCUACGUCCUCAUCAAUGCCAUCUCAUACAUCAUGCCAGAGGUGUCAAAAGUUAUACUAGGGGCGCACGCCUUGCUGGCUAAUGGCUAUGUGAUGUCUCGAUGUGGAAGCUCACAGAUUACACUGAUGGCCAAGUCCUACAAUGUACCGGUGCUUGUAUGCUGCGAGACGUACAAAUUCUGCGAACGGGUGCAAACGGAUUCGUUCGUUUCCAAUGAACUGGGUGACCCUGAUGAUCUAGUGAGGAUCGAUUACAACAAAGCACCCUUGGCAGACUGGCGAGAAAAGAAAUAUCUCAGCUUGCUAAAUCUCGUCUACGAUGUGACACCACCCGAUUUUGUCAAUGUCGUCAUUACAGAAGUGGGAAUGAUACCCUGCACAUCAGUACCAGUUGUACUCCGAGUUAAGAAUGUCGAAGCUAACUAGGACGGUCAGGGUGAAAGUAAUGAGAGUAUGUAAAGUAAGUAACUAGUAUAUCAUGCCAGCCUUACUCAAGUCUAAGAAAUGUGGUUUACUUGGUGAUCAUGUCAUUAGUCGCAGAUGGUUUAAACUGAUGUGAAAUUAAAGGAUUUGUUUCAGCUGCUUCUUAUCAUCUUUGAUUACAACAGUUGGAAGCUAAAAAAUUGUCUGUUUAUAAUAAUGGUGUUUUUAAUAUUAAAGCAGUAACAUACACAGCA